AAAUUACGGCCCGGGGGCCGGAUGUGGCCCAGCGGAAUGUUUUAUGCGGCCUGCUGACACCUACAGCAGACAUGCCUAUAGUCCCGCAUUAUGCGGAAACGGCCCGCAAAAUCAUCAAAAAAGCUCACAUGUUCCGCCGUUCCGCAUUCACGAUUUUUUGUUCCGCCAAGUCUGAAUUCCGACACUAAAAAAAAAUUGCCAUUUUAUCAUUAUUUAUUAAUAGUGCGAAUUGAAAAUACUGAGUGCAAAAUAAAAUAUAUAUAGGUCUGUGUUUAUUGUUUACAUUUCAUCUACUUCCGGACCCGGUGUGUCCUAAAUUUACGAAGAAAUGGUUGAAGACUAGAUCUACAUCUAGUUCUAGACAUAGAUCUCUAGAUCUACUGAUCUAGUAGUCUAGGUCUAGAUAUUAGAAUUAGAUCUAUUCUUAGAAUCUAAAUAGAAGAUGAAUACAUCCUAGAAACCUUUGCCAGAACAACUUGUGUAAAGCAACGGGCGGGGUUUGAACCCGGUACCAACGAGACAGUAGCCCAGCACUCUUACCACGUCACCAGAUAGCCAUAAAUAAAAAAGAGAGACCUGACAACCCAGCAAGUCCGACACUUCGUUUUUCAAAUUAAGGACACAGAAUAGAGCUGCAAUAUAUAUGGAUCCAUCAAUCAGCAUUUCAACAGUACCUAGUUUCAGACCUUGCAAUACAUGGAACAGAUGAUGUGCAUGUCAUUUGUUUCUAUGGCUGAUUAGGGUGUCAUGCUGCCAGCACAAUGGCCCACUGCCUUUACUUUCCCCCAAAAAUUCCAGGUAACCAUUAGAGUUGAGUGAACUCAGGUGCAUCCUUAAAUUCCUGAAAUUCAAAAUCAAUCAGAUUGGAACCUAAGAUCCCUCUGUUUAGAAGCUAAGUGCUUUGUAACUAAGUCACUUGCCCUUUUUAGCUUAAUAUGUUAUGAAAUAUAUUAAGUUUCAGUAUUUGUAAACCUGCUUUCUUUGUCUACAUCUUUACAAAGAGAUUCAAUUCAAAUAUUGCUAAGAGUUCGCCCUCCUGAUCCAAGUGAAAAAGACUUUGCACCAUGAGUUCUGGAUGUUAACACUGCAGACAAUGCCAUUAUUCUUCACACAAAGCCAGAGCCCACAAUUUUCACCUAUGACAAUGUAGCAGAUGCUGACACCACACAGUUUAAGGACCACAGCUGCUCCAAGCCCCCAGCAGUAGACUGCAUCAGUGAAGGAGAAGAGGAGGAGGAAAGCAAUUUAUCUUGAACAACUGAAAAAAGAGACAUUGACAUCCAGACAGACAUGAACACUGCAAAUGGUUUAGAUGAGAUAAGAAAAUGUGCGAUGGAUAAGCUUGAAAUCAGUCAAGAUAGGAAAAGCAUGGACCUAGUGAAGCAAGAGAAAUGUGUUCAACAGAAUAAUGACCAGCCGAAACUUGAAGAAGAACUUUUAAAAGAUAAGCUGGAUGAAUUGAUCUCUAAAGAGAAAUCACUGUCAUGACAAAGGGAUAGUAAAACGGACAUAGAGAAAAAACUAUUGGAAAGUAAGGUCCGAGAGCUUGAGGAGAAACUCCUGGUGAUAAGCCCCCGGAGGAUAUUCCAGCUACCCGUCGCCUCAGCGUGGCGCUCCGGUGGAAACAUCCAGAGGUGGAUCUCGACAGGCUAAGAACGAGUAGCGAACUAGGCCUUCUAACAGGUCUCCCUGGAAUCAUGAAUCUCAGCUGACAGCCAAAGAAGAAGAACUGCAAAGAGUGAACAUGACUCUUCAGAAAUUUGAAAAAGACAACAAAGUUUUACAAGCUAUGUUGAAGCACACAGAAGUUUGUGAGCAGAAAGCUCCUGAAGUGCCAAAUUUUCAAGUUAUUAAGAAAAUUGAAUCAGCCUAUAGCCGCAAGAUGGAAGAGUUCGAGAGGUCAAUCUUUGGCAAAGAUAAAAAAGUAGCAGAGUUAUUAUUUGAAGUAGCAAAAUUAAAAGAGGAACUUCACCUUGCCAGGGAAACACAUGCAUCUGUUUUAAAAGACAGGAAUUGCAAUAGAAUGGGUGCUGCUGAGGCGUUUCAAGAGUUUCAGAGUGCUGUGCCUAUGCAAGGAGGUGCUAUUGGUGAGCCUGGAGAGAGAAAGUCAUCUUCAGAAAAAAAUGGCUCGGUUAGAGGAAGAGCUCUAAUAAAAGAAACAAAAAUGCCAGAAAUAAAUGAACAAUCUUGGAGAAGUAAAAAAAAGUGAAUGAACUAAUAACAUCCUUUUAAAGAGUCACUGUUUUUGUAAAAGCAGUAUAAAGUUUGUUUUUUUUAUACCAAUCAAUGGUUAUAAUUCAAAUGAAAGCCACUUCAAUCUUCUUAAAAAAUCCAGUACAAGAGAUACAGUACUUGUAAGUAUGUAAUUGAUUGGUUGAAUCCUACCAGUAUUUGAAUAAACAUAUAUUUUAGUUUGAUGCCCAAGAUUGGCAUUGACUCUAGACAAAUAAUUGUGUUUAUACACAGUUUGACUGUAAAAGAAAUAUGUCGAGAUAUUUUUGUUAAGAUUUUUCUUAAGUUCAAGCUACUACACUCUUUUAGUCAAUAAGUUCUACAAUGGAAUUUAAAUAUGUAAAUUGUCUUUCAUUUCACUAGCCAUUUGUUUCUCAUAAAAAUUGUGGAAUUGAAAAUGUCUGUUACAUGUGCUUCUAUAUCUAAUAUUUAUGAAUAUAUAUAUAUAUAGAAUAUCCUCUGCUUAAAAGUAUGCUUUAUUGGAAUAUGUUUGAUGUCAAUACUUGUAAUAAAAUGAACAAGAGGUGUUUCACUCUAGUAGUUUAAAUUUUCUUAAGUUAUGAACUAGAGGCCUUAAAUAAAAUUUACUACUUUUGGAUAAAUUUGUCAUCUCUGUAACUGUAAUGUAACUAGGCCUCAAGGUUUCCUAAAUUGAGCAAAGAGAAAGAGCAUCCACAUUUAUCUUUUUUCUAGAAAGAACAAAAAUAAAGCUCAAAUAUUUCUCCUAUUUUGACACAAAUUAAGAAAAAUAAUAUGACCAUUUUUGUAGGAGCUCGCAAGGUUGAAUUUAUAGGUAGGCUAUUUAGGCAUGGUUGUAUUUUACACAGCUACAACUGUAUCAAUACAUAAAUAAGCUGUCCUAUUGUAAAUAUGUACUGUACAUAAAGAAUUAGUUAUUAGAAAUAGCUAUUUGAUCUUCAUGUAUUGUCUUGAAUCCUUUUUUUUUUUUUUGUUGGUGUUUUGAUUUUUCUGAAUAACUUAUAUGUUAAACUACCUGUAUAAUGUGUUUGUAAAUAUUCAUAUCAGAUAAUUUCUAUUGCUAUUAUGACAGUCUUAAGUUUAAGGAAGUUGGAAGUUUUUGUUUAUGUAUCAACACAGACCAUGAGCUCUAUUAUAACUGUCUGUCUGGUCUUUCAGUUUUUCUUUGGGUCAUCUUUGUUUCAUUGUGGCAGUCUGUAUUUAUAUUUAGUGUAUUCUUGCCAUUUUAUGCCCAUAAUUGAACCCAGACUCCUUUGGUUCAAUCCUUCUAGCACCCUUAAAUGCUUUGCAUGUAGCUGCCAAAUCUGAGAGCCAUAAUGAAGUGCUUCGAGGCCACUGCCUGGUAGAUAUGUAACUAUUUAUCUAUCACUAAUUGCAAAGUUUGGGCCCUCUGAGUCCACCCAACUCUAAUGGGUACCUGGCAUUAGUUGAGGAAAAGUAAAGGCGGUUGGUCAUUGUGCUGGCUACAUGAUACCCUCGUUAACUGUAGGCCACAGAAUCAGAUGACCUUUACAUCAUCUGCCCUAUAGACCACAAGGUCUGAAAGGGGAACUUUACUUACUUACUUAAUUGCAGAAGUGUUGUACAUAAAAACAUUCCGUACUCAAGUUUAACUGCCAUUAGUUAGAAUCAAUAUCUUAAAUAGAAUAAGGUGUAAUUUUUAACAUUAAGCCACAGAAAUGUGACCCUACAAUGACUAUGCUACGAGUAGUAGUUGUUAUUUAUAAUUAUAGCAAUCAAUUUUUUUGUUAAAGGCCCCUAGCACUAUUAGAUCUUCAAAUUAGCUUAGUGAUAUUGUAAUAUGUGAUUUAUAUUAGCUGAUAUUUUAUUGCUUUCAUGGAUUAACAAGAAUUGUUUCUGUUACUUUUCAUAACAUUUGUCAUUACACCACAACUGAUGCCUUGCUGAACAAAAUGUUCUAA
Biomphalaria glabrata is the source of this 4133-nucleotide messenger RNA. RefSeq lists its product as uncharacterized. The transcript has 12 exons. The coding region runs from base 1745 to 2209 and encodes 154 amino acids. The record is from RefSeq and is a predicted model, not a curated record. Lineage: Eukaryota; Metazoa; Mollusca; Gastropoda; Planorbidae.